Erythranthe guttata (spotted monkey flower) is the source of this 1947-nucleotide messenger RNA. NCBI's taxonomy places the organism in Eukaryota, Viridiplantae, Streptophyta, Magnoliopsida, Lamiales, Phrymaceae. The record is from RefSeq and is a predicted model, not a curated record.
AGCAGCCUAUAGGUAGUCAAAAGGAAAAAGACCAUAUAAUAUUGCAAAUUAAAAAGAAUUCCUAAAAUUUAAUAAAUUAAGAUAUGAUUAUUCUUAAAUUGGAAAUAUAUUUACAAAAUCAUAUCUAAAUCCAUUCAUUUAUUAACUAUAAUUAGUCCAUUGAGAACUAAUUCAACCAAAUCUAAUUUAAAUUAAUGUCCAUUCAUAUUACCGAACAAUCGGAUCGUUGAUUAUUUAUUAUUAUUAAAUGACGAAAGUAAAGUGGGAAAAAUAAUUUAUUGGAAAAAGACGUUAUAGGGAGGGGGGCUCCGCCGCUCCGGCGAUGGGGAUCGGAGAGGAGAGGGGAAACCCAUUCUCCGGCGGUCCGGCACCUCUCCGAACCCCCAAAUUUCGAUCAACGUUAGUAAUCCCUUUCUCGGCCAUUUAAAUUUCCACCACUGAACUGCCAGUUGCCGCUUCUCGCCUGAGUACUUUCUUCCACGGUGGCGUUAGCUCCUGAAUCCAACACUACCACCACCGCCGACCUAGAUCAAUACACGAAGGAGAUUUUUCAUGCUUAAGAAGUCGACUGAUAAUAUGCGGCUCCUCAUCUUUCUUGAGGUCAAAGGCUUUGUGAGAAAUUGAAGAUCUCCGGAACUAAAUGGGUUAAUAUUACCAUAAGCAUUCUAUGCAAAGGCCACGGGAAACAAAUGCUAAACUCAAGCUAGAGUAAAGUAGAUAAGGGUUUUUCUUUGUGUUGUGCUUUUGGGAAGAAAGAGAAAUGGUUUCUUCGAGUUCGUCGAGUUUGGUUUUUUUAGAGGGAGAGGAGUUGAAGAAAAAUCUCGUUCAGGCUGCUGAAAUUCGUCCCUGCUUGAGAAAUUACGGUGAGGAGCUGAUUGGCUGCAGGGUAAAUAUUUUUACCCCCGUGCUUUAUAUACACUUCGCAGGAACAAUCACUUCUUUUAACCGCUUGCUAUCGAAGCACCAGGUUGACUAUGAAGCUGGUGGCAGAGAUUUAUUAGACCUUUCAGACGAAAUCUGGGAAUUGGUUGAUUAUGAAAAUUUAUCCAUUGGAUAUAUACAGGAGCAAGGGAAUACUAUUCGGGGUUCUUAUCCUUCAGCUAAUGCGUUUCGAAAUACUGGAGAACGUUCGUUUGAGAAGAAACACAUGAUUGCCAUUGGAAGGGUACUAACUGUAAGUGAGAAAGUACCGGAUAUGGUAUAUAAUAGAAAAUCAAGGUCGUAUCUGGUUCAUGGGCUCGCUCGGCACUUUUUUAACACUCCUUCGAUACUUCAGGCCUGGAGCAAAUCACCGAACACGAUAAAACAGAGACUACUUCCUGGGCGAUCAAGUAAUUACGCUCCGGAUAAUAUUGAAGAAGUCUUUGGGUACCGAGUGAAGGCUAGCUUAGCGCCUAUACUUUGGUUUAUUUUCGCCAAGUAUGGAAAUUUUGCUGCAAACUCAUUGCUUAGUAUAUAUCCAUCCUCCAACGCUAAUCUGGUCGAGAUAGUAUGCGAUGUUGUUAUAAAGCUCAUACGUGACGACUUCAACUAUGUCCUUUCUGAAUUGAACAAUAUGGCGGUUCUUGCUGAGGUGGCAGCGAUCGGGCAGCUGGACGUUUCUUGGCUGAAGAAGGUUCUAGAAGAGAUCGACGAUGUGAGAAAAUUCACUGUCAGAGCAGCUACGAAAGAUUUUGACGCAAGAAAGAAGGUGAUGAUGGUGGCGAGGAAACGGUUCAAGAAAAUACAGAGGAGAUUCAGCGACCUUGAACAUAUUUAUCAGAUAUUGAGAAACGACCCGAGUUAUAUUUAAACAUUAUUAUUCUGACAUGUGAAAUUUGUGAUUUCAAUGGAUUUUUGCUUUGGUUAUGUGAUGUUUGUCAUCAUAGCCUAUUUACAUUUUGGACAUUGUAUUAAAUUUUUAAAAUGCUUUAUCUAUUAAAUUAGAGAAAUUAUAAUUUUUUUUUA